AUGGGGAGGAAGAUGAAGUUUUCUUUCCUCUCCAAUGCCAAUGCCAAAAAUUCUUGGCAAUGGCUGCCUUCUUGUCACCAGCCCAGAACUCUCUCUUUCCGAACACAUAACAACAACACUCUUUUCAGUACCAUCAACUCAGCUUACUUAGAUUCCAUUGAUGAAAUAGCUGAUGAUGAUCUUCCAUUAGAGACUGUCAUUCGAGGUUUGAAGUCGGAUAGGCUGUUUUUCGAGCCUGGAAAGACCAGUUCAAUCAUGGAAGAGGCAACAAAAAGGACUGAAGAAGAAGGAGAAGACGACGACGAUGAUGAUAUUGGUGGGUUUCCUUUUAAAGAGAGUGUAGCGUUGUCAAUGGAGUCUCGAGAUCCGUACGUCGAUUUCAGGGAAUCCAUGGAAGAAAUGGUUGAAGCUCUGGGGUUAAAAGAUUGGGAAGGGCUUGAACAACUAUUGUUCUGGUAUUUGAGAGCCAAUGGGAAAUGCAACCAUGGUUACAUCAUUGGUGCCUUUCUUGAUUUUCUUGUAGGUCGACUCGCCAUUAAUGUUUCUAAUUCAAAAUCUGAUAAUACCCAUUCACUUUCUUCUGCUCUAUCUUUCAACACUUCUUCUCCUUCGUCUUCGUCUUCUUGUUUGUCCUCCUCUGAGGCUUGCUCUUCGACAACGAUUCCUUGUGUUUCUCCAUUAGAAGCCGAGAAAGAGAUGCACCAUGGUUGCCGUUGUUUAUCUUCUUCUUCUCCACUAUCAGAUCAAAAGGGAGAGAUGAUUAUAGUUAAAGGUGCUGAAGAUGAUGAUGAAGCUUCUUCGUCUUUUUUAGUUGUUUGA
Messenger RNA from Hibiscus syriacus, 819 nucleotides. RefSeq names its product transcription repressor OFP13-like. Lineage: Eukaryota; Viridiplantae; Streptophyta; Magnoliopsida; Malvales; Malvaceae. The record is from RefSeq and is a predicted model, not a curated record. Bases 1 to 819 code for a protein of 272 amino acids. The transcript has a single exon. Gene Ontology annotation, biological process: negative regulation of DNA-templated transcription.